ACUCCAAAUCAGCUGCGAGUUCAUGGCGUGCGUCAUUGCGCAGCGGCGCGUCCAGCUCAUAGUCAUAGUGGUUAAUGGGAAUACGCUGACAGAGCACAACCAGUUGUUUGUGCGGGCAUAUGUAUGCGCUGCAGGUGCUAUCUUUUAAAAAAAAACACUGGAUGGAAGUGGCGUUUACAGCAACACCGAUCUGACGGAAAACUUCCAUUACGGACUCUUAUUUCCACGAUGCGCUGACAAAUGUGACAUGCUCUCUUCGAUCGGCAGAUACAGAUAAACUCCACCUGGCAUCUUCACUCUUUCAGCAGUCAUGGCUCUCUUUCUAUCUGGAGGGACUGUGUUCACCAUCCUCCUCAUUAGCAGGUUGUUAGAGAGCUCGAUGCUCAAUGCAGAAGUGAAGGAAGGAGAGAUUCUGCCUCCUACCAUUCAGAGGCUGAUGAAAGGAUACAACAAGUACCUCAGGCCUUUCUUUGACAAUGGUCCAGUGACGGUGGGUAUGAGCUUGGACAUUGCAAGCAUUGACACCAUCUCAGAGAUCAACAUGGACUACACCGCCACCAUAUUCCUCCGUCAGCGCUGGACGGAUGAACGGUUGGUAUUUGAAGGCAACAAGAGCCUGAGCCUGGACGGGAGGCUCGUGGAGCUCCUCUGGGUCCCUGACACAUUCAUUGUCGACUCCAAGAAGUCCUUCCUCCAUGACAUCACCGUGGAGAACAGGCUGAUCCGCAUCUUCCCCAACGGGACCGUCCUUUAUGCUCUGAGGAUUACCACCACUGUGGCUUGCAACAUGGACCUGACCAAGUACCCCAUGGACAAGCAGACCUGCACGCUACAACUGGAGAGCUGGGGCUACAACAUCAAUGAUGUGAUGUUCUACUGGACCAGAGGAAACGAGUCGGUCAGUGGUUUAGACUCUCUCCAGCUGGCUCAGUACACAGUAGAAGAUCACUACACAUCUGUGUCAGAGGCCAUCUAUGAAACUGGCCAUUACCCCAAGCUGGUUUUCCACUUUGAGCUGAAGAGGAGCAUUCUCUACUUCAUCCUGGAGACUUAUGUCCCAUCCAGCCUGCUGGUUGUCCUCUCUUGGGUUUCCUUCUGGAUUUCCCUGUCCUCUGUUCCAGCACGAAUUUGCAUAGGAGUGACCACAGUACUGACCAUGACCACGCUGAUGAUGGGAGCCCGGACAUCACUGCCCAAUGCCAACUGCUUCAUCAAGGCCAUAGAUGUCUAUUUGGGAAUCUGCUUUAGCUUCAUCUUUGGAGCGCUCAUUGAAUACGCUGUGGCACAUUUCUGCACCCUCACCCACAGUGAUGCACACAUGCUCAUGUAUGGCCACCACAUGCACGACUUCGAUGACGAAAUGAACGGCAUCCUCACCACCAUCUCCAAUCACAACAGAGCCAAGAGACGCAAGGAGCCCGCCGCCACUCCGUCCUCAGCUCCUGCCUCGACAGAACUUGCCGUCAGGCCCUCCAGCCCCUCGGGCAGCGAGCCGAAGCCCGAGGCGUCGCCUCCAGAGCCCACCAACUGGUGCCUCACUGUUCUGGCCACCCUCCGCAAAAUUCUCCGUUCCAUAAAUUGCUGUCAUGUCGAGAACCCCCACCACAUAGACAACUACUCCAGAGUCACAUUCCCUCUGUCUUUUGUCAUGGUCAACCUGCUCUACUGGACAUAUUAUUUGUACUUUUAGCAUUUGCUCGAGUGCAACAUGUGUCCCAGAAAGUGUGAAACAGAGAGAGUACGUAGACAAGACGUGUAUUUUACUGUAUGUAUGUACAGUAAGUGUUAUUUAGGUGUGUUCUGAGAUGAGUGUGUACACUUUCUACAUUUGGAUUCAUGAGUGAAGUAGCAUACUCAUGCAGGGUUUUUUUGGUGAAUAAGGAAUGCAUAUGAUUGCAGCUCCAUUUUAAAUAUUAAUAUGUACUCAAACUGAGCCACUGCUUUAAUUUUCAUAGAGUUGGUUUUGCUAAAAAUAAGCCUACCUGUCCCUGACAAGGUGAGAUUUAAUAAAUGCUGAUAUGCUUAAAGAUGAAAAUUGCUUUCUAAGAUAAAAAUGGCCAGACCAUCUUCCUUGUUGGAUAUUCAUUUUAAGAUGGAGCUGUAAUUUAAGGCUUUAUGACAGAAUUCGCCAGCACUGUUGAGUGAGAGCAAAUUUCCCUUCCACUUGGAUUCUCUGUUGUGAUGGAUUGAUCACUGAUAUUUUACAACUUCAUCUUCCAUCUCUGCCUGCAGGUACAACAUUUGGAGACAAACAGAAAAAAAUAACAGAUGGCAGAAGAAAGAUGAAAAAGACAGAAAAGGGAGGUGGAGAACUAACUCUGUGGAGAGUGUGUUAAAAACUAAAUAGUAGUCUCUCAAGGAUGAUCAUUUGCUCACUGUUGAAAUCUCUCCUUCUUCAUUGUCCUUCCGUUACUUUUUUUCUUCCACGAAGCAGUGCUGUUUCUCUUUGCCUGUGUUUUACCAUCUUUUCACUGACACUAUAAAUGUAGUGGCCUUUGAUCCCUUCAGUUGUCUUCUGGAAAUCUGGCCACCAAGAGCAACUUUAUGGCACUUCUUAUUACAAAAAUCUGUUUCACAAGGGAGGCACCCUGAACCCCUGAUAUAUGGAAUUCCAAAAGGGUCCAUAUUUCAGAAAUGAAUAGCAUAUUAUAAAAUAUUUUUUGUAACUGAAUAGAGAGAAUGACAUACAUGUACUAAUACAUUUCAGAAAUGAUAAAAAUUCAAUGCAUUAUUAAGAAAUGUAAUUCCUAUCUUCUUAUUUUUAGAACGUAUUCUUUUCAAAAUCAGAUCCUUUGUUCUAAGAUGUGUCACUUUAGUUGUGACCAGAGCAUGCCCCUUACCGCUGAGCUGAUUAAAUGCCCAUAGCCUCAGAAAUAGAAUUAAUUUAAGAAGCUGCUGCUAGUAAACACAGUGCCAUGACACAGAUACUAAUGUUAGCUAGCCAGCAUUGUAACUACAAUAGCUUUGACCAAUAUUUACUAUCAAAUUGAGUUCCAGGGUUAGCCAUGUUCGCUAGUUGGCUAAUUACUUACCUUGGCAGUGUUGUGAUAUCAAAAGAAAGACUUAAAAUUCUGUCGCGAGCUAAAGACAGCCUUUGUUUCUGGUUGUUGUAGCCAUCAAGAGCAAAUAAUUGGCGAGCCUGCAUUGAGAGUUUGUGGGCAUAUGUGACUGGAAAUUUGGUUUAGAAUAUAAAAAGUAGCUACUGGCUUUGUUCUAAGAAAAAAUCCAUCCAUUGCAGCAUUUGAAGUAAGAAGAGCAAUAUUAAAAAAUACUAAACUUAAUGUAAAGUGAAAUUGUCAUAGUGAAAAAUACCAUGAGAAACAAAAAGUGACUGUUUGAAUAAUAACAUUUUAAUGCAGUGAAAUUGUAUCUCAUAAUCAUUAAGAGAUAAAAUAGUGUGUUGAAUUUUGAUAAUGUACUGUUGCAGCUUAUUGGAUCAUGUAUAGAGCUCUGUUUAUUCACAUUAAUAUUUAUUUCAAUAUAUGUUAUUUAUUUAUUUUUUUGCAACAUUUGGGUCUCCGUAAUAACUGAGCAGGCAUAAUGCAAAAAUACACGUGGAUAUACAGAAUACAGAAAAGCAACACCUGGAUAGACAGGUACCAUGUUAUAGUGAGAUAU
This is a messenger RNA of Amphiprion ocellaris (clown anemonefish), 3618 nucleotides long. It is a transcript of the gene gabrzb, whose product is annotated as gamma-aminobutyric acid receptor subunit pi. Gene Ontology annotation, cellular component: GABA-A receptor complex; membrane; synapse. The coding region runs from base 311 to 1690 and encodes 459 amino acids. The transcript has 10 exons. Lineage: Eukaryota; Metazoa; Chordata; Actinopteri; Pomacentridae. The record is from RefSeq and is a predicted model, not a curated record. Gene Ontology annotation, biological process: nervous system process; regulation of membrane potential; chemical synaptic transmission. Gene Ontology annotation, molecular function: extracellular ligand-gated monoatomic ion channel activity; GABA-A receptor activity; neurotransmitter receptor activity.